This is a messenger RNA of Trifolium pratense (red clover), 1099 nucleotides long. RefSeq lists its product as uncharacterized. The record is from RefSeq and is a predicted model, not a curated record. Lineage: Eukaryota; Viridiplantae; Streptophyta; Magnoliopsida; Fabales; Fabaceae. The coding region runs from base 38 to 934 and encodes 298 amino acids. The transcript is spliced from 2 exons.
AUAGAGAUAAUGAAGAUGAGUGUGUGUGUGACAAUAGAUGGAAGCUCAUCAUCAUCAUCAGUCCUGCCAAGCUUCCAAGUUCCUUGGUCACCUUUCCCGACCACCUCAACCUCGCUACUUUCCUCAUCCAUGGCAACCCUUUCAUACAAAACCCUUUUCUCAUUCUCGCAUCUUUUUCUCUUCCAACAACUUCCCACGUUGGAAUUCCAAUGAUGAAACUUUUAGACCUCCAAACUUCAACUUCAACAAUGCUAGAAGAACUAAACCUCAGGAUGAAGAUGAAGAAGAGGAAGAAGAUGAUGAUGAUGAUGAAUAUGGGAAGAAGAGGAGGUGGUGGUCUGAUGAGUAUCCGGAAGAAAUUGAUGAAGGAUAUGGUGGAGGUUGGGAAGAAGCUUUGGAUAGUUUGUGGAUUCUCAAGGUUUUUAAAUCCUAUGGUUGGACGCUGCCUAUCAUCUUUGGGUCAUGGUUGCUUUCCACCGGCCCAAAAGCUUUCCUCAUGGCGUUAGCAAUUCCUCUUGGCCAGUCAGCACUUGCACUAGCAUUCGAGAAAUUAUGGGGACGGACCGAGAGCAAACCAAAGCGCAAGUACAGGACAAAGAGGAAACGGCGAAACGUAAAUGACUCUCGAAUUGAGGAAGAACCGGAAGAAAACCAGGAUACUAAUACCAGGAAGGCAGGAAUGCAGUCGUGGGUAGUUGAGAACGACGGUUCAGAUGAUAGUGGUAGCCGAAAUACACCGAAUUUUGGUGGAUGGGAUGACUUGGAGAGACCUAGGCGAGCAACAAGGAGAUCUCAAACAAGGAAGGGGUCACAAAGGGGUCCUAUGGAAGGUGGUAGGUUGAGUAGGAGAGAAAGAAAAAGCGACACACCCCUCUUGGUUCGAUUGCUUAUUGCUAUUUUUCCAUUUUUGGGCUCAUGGACAAAGAUGUUUUAGCCUGCAAUAGUCUCCUCCACAGUGAACUCGAGCUUCGAUGAGUUUGAUUACGAUUUUUUUAAUGGAAUUUGAAUAGAUUUGUAAUGUGAAAUCAACCUUAGAUACAAUGUAUAGCAUAUAAUCAUAUGAUGUUGUAGGAAUAAAUUAGAGAUGUGUACUUGUCAA